GACCAGGUCCAGGUGUCUGUAAAGCAAUAAAUAAUCCAAUUAAAUACGCCUGUUAAUAUAAAACAUGUCACAAACAAAUCGUACCUUGAAUUUGCAAAGCGUAUGAUUGAGACAUAUUUCACAGUAGUCGAAACAAAUAAUUACGUCCUAAAAAGGGACAGCUUGGGUGGUUCCUAUAAUGUUUACCAUAGAAAAAAUCGAAAUUUCCAAGAUGAUAGAAACAUUCUAUCGAGUUUACCAACACCGAAAUUAAUAAUUCCCAAAACACGUGAGUUUAUAAAUAGAAUAAAAUCAAAGCCUGCACUGAACAAGUUUGUCAAAAAGGAACCUGAAGAAGUUAUAAGAAAGCGACAUAUUAAAGAUGUAUAUACGUUUCCCCUUUUCAAAAGCACCAAAAGCAUUUCAACUUCUACACCAGGAAGAAAAGAACUGAAAAGGAAAUUGCCAGAAGAAUUUACUUCAGAUUCAGACAAUCUAAAUGAAUAUUUACAUUAUUUUGACGAAAUAGAAAAAAAACCGUUUCCAUUUUUCAAUGAUAUUGAGAAUGCUCCUAAAAGCUCAACAACUCAAAAUUUGGAUAAAUGGUAUUUAUACCAACAAAAUAACCAAUCAAAGCAUUCAAAGGAUAAGAUUUUUGAUUUGAGAAGCUUACCAUCUAAAAAUUGUCAAAAUUGUGAUAAAUGUGUUUGCCCGAGUAUGAAGAAGGCGGGAAAGGUUCCGCAAGUAGACAACGUCCAUGAUUGUACAAGAAGGCCUGAUUCGAUCACUACGAUGAACUUCUUUCCACCUUAUGAUAUAUUUAAUAUCCGAACGAAUACUCCUCCAAGCCAACUACCGACAAUCAGACAAGAUGGAAGUAUGAAUUUUCCGAUGGGAAUUGGCGUCCCAAUGGGAAUUCCGUUCGGUAUGCCAGCUGGUUUCGGAGGCAUGCCGGUAGGUGUUCCAGCAAAUGUUCCCGUUGCUUAUGCGCCAGGUGUACUGCCAACCUGUUGCCAAGAAAACCAUUUUAAAGAAGUAACAGCACACAAUAAGCCUUGUCGACACCGCAGCGAUCAUUUAUAUUACAACGAUGACGAUGAUACUGGGAAAAUUUAUAGAGACAACACUGAAGACUAUCACAAGAAGAAAUGCAGAAAUAACGGAGAAGUUUUUGUUAAUAUAGAUUACGAUGUCGAGGAAAAUAAAAAACCAAAUAAUCCGAACUUAUUAACGACGAACACGUUUAAAGACUUCAACCAAUCAUAUGGCGAUACAGUUAUCAAAAGAUGUUUCUGUUGCUCAUCGUCUAUUUCUAUUAUCAAUAACUCUCCCUUGUCAUUAUCGGUUAUUAUUUUGUUGUCAAAUACACUAAUGCUACAUUGAUUAAAUAUAUGAUUAAGAA
Molecule: messenger RNA, 1381 nt
Organism: Spodoptera frugiperda (fall armyworm)
Lineage: Eukaryota; Metazoa; Arthropoda; Insecta; Lepidoptera; Noctuidae
Exons: 3
Coding region: 103-1362 (419 amino acids)
Source: RefSeq, a predicted model, not a curated record